GCCCAGCAAAACAAAACAAGAAAUUCUCUAGCAAUUGCAAACAAAAACACAAAGGAUUGAGAGAAAAAGCAAGAGAAGAAAAAAAUGGGCAGCAAGGAAAAGUUACGUACUUCUCAAAAAAUUUCAAUUGUUGGACCAUGCACUCUCAAAUUAAAAGAGCUUUUUGGAAAAUUAGCAAAAUAUGCACUGGGUUUCUUCUUAAUGUAUGCUCUCUGCAAUGUUUCCCACUUCCUGUUAAAGCCGUAUUCUCAGCCUCGCAUUACCUCCGACACCGUUAUAGGACUGCUGAUCGGAAACUUAGGGUUCAUACGCAACCUAGUAACGGAUUCAGCCAGGAAAACGUUGAAUUUUAUUGUUGAUUUCGGCAUGAUCUGCUAUAUGUUUGUUUUAGGCAUAGAAAUGGAUCCAUAUGUACUUUUUAAAGAACCGACCAAGGAUGCUAAAGUGGCCUAUGGUGGUAUGCUUUCCACAUUCAUCCUAGCCUGCGCUAUAACACCAUUUCUGCAGUUUACAGAUGGCGGUUUCAAGGUUGACUUCACUCUCUCCCUCUCCACCGUUCUCUCUAGCACCGCCUCUCCUGUACUGACACGUCUCAUAACGAGUCUCAAAAUAGGCAAGUCGGACAUAGGCCAGCUAGUCAUUUCUGCAGGAAUGCACGCUGAUUUUGUAUCCACUCUUCUCCUCUCAAUUGGCUAUGUCUUUUGGCCAGUUGAUUCUGGAGGUAAAGUUGUAGAGACUUCAAAACGCGUCCGAAGAUCCAUUGAGAUGGGUUCUGCAUUGGUGAUCCAGACACUUUUUGCGGGCUAUGUUUCACCAAUCUUCAUGAACUGGGUCAACAACGAAAACCCCGAAGGCAAACCCAUCAAAGGUUCACAUCUAGUGCUUGCUCUUGCUUUCAUGGCCUUGAUCAUUUCCUGCUCACCAAUUUAUGGAUACAAUCCGGCCUUGAGUGCAUUUAUGGCAGGAACCUUUUUACCAAAGGGGGGGAGAGUAUCGAAAUGGGUGAUCGGCAAGAUCAAUUACUUGUUAUCUACCAUUUACUAUCCAAUUUUUUUCUUCUGGAUGGGUUAUGAAGCUGCGUUCAAGGAAUUUCAACCCGGACAGUUCGGGACAUGGGCAAGGUUAUUUGUACUUUUUGGUAUAGCAACAGUAGGAAAAGUUGCUGGAACUGUCCUCUGCGGAAAGCUGUUGGGGUUUCACUGGCCGGAAUCUAUUGCACUCGGGCUUCUGCUCACUACCAAAGGCCAUUUUCACAUAUACUUGGCCAUUGCUGCAAAACAAGCCGGGAAAACAUCUACUUCAACCAGUACCGUGAUGGUAAUAGCUAUAUUUUUCACGGUUGUGCAUGCCCCAUCAGUUGUGGCACAAAUCAUCAAGCGUGCAAGGAAACGAGCACCUACUCAUCGAAUGUCACUUCAGUUGCUUGACCCUUCAAGCGAACUCCGCAUAUUACUAUGCCUUCAUGGGCCUCAAAAUGUUCAAACUAUGAUAAACUUCAUUGAGAUAUCUAGAGGGACAGCUGACCCUGGAAUUGUGGUAUAUGUAACAGACAUGAUAGAACUCACAGACGAAAUUGCUGCCACACUGGUAAAAGAAGAAGGGGCGGACACCAUGACAGUGACUCACACAGGAGUGAAAGAAAUGAGAGAUCAAGUCACUGCUGCAGUUCAAGCAUAUGUAGGUGAGAGUGGAGAUGGUAUCACACUUAGACGAUUGCUUGCACUUUCGACUUUCAGUGGCAUGCCCCAGGAUAUUUGCAUUUUGGCAGAGGACUCAAUGGUAGGCCUCAUCAUCUUGCCAUUUCACAAGGUUCAACGCGCAGAUGGAACAUUGGAUAACGGAAAUUCUGCUUUCAGAUAUGUGAACCGUAAGAUCCUCAAGAAUGCUCCGUGCUCCGUCGGGAUUCUUGUAGACAGAGGUCUUGGACUGAUUGAAAAACUACCAAGAACACACGAUCAUUCUGUCAGCAUGGCAGUCAUCUUCAUUGGUGGCAAAGACGAUAGAGAAGCACUUGCCUAUGCUGGUCGCGUAGCACGACAUGCAGGUGUAAAGCUCACAGUCAUAAGAUUCUUGGUAGAUGCUAGCUCAGAGGCCACAGUGAGACCUGGAAAUUACACUGUCAGCCGUUCUGAGCAAGAAGAGGAAAUGAAGCUUGACGAUGAGUGUUUCGCAAGCUUCUAUGAGAGACGUAUAGCAUGUGGACAAGUCGCUUACGUUGAGAAGCAUAUGGCCAAUUCUGCUGAGACCUAUUCUACCUUGAGGGAGUUGGACGGGCAGUACGCGCUCAUUAUAGUGGGACGAGGGGAAAGGGUGAAUUCGGUUCUGACAUUUGGGAUGAAUGACUGGCAGCAAUGUCCGGAGUUGGGGCCAAUCGGGGAUGUCCUUUCGGGCUCUGAUUUCUCGGUUAAAACCUCAGUUUUGAUCAUCCAAGAAAACAGUCUAAAAGGACAACUAGACGGGCUUGAAGAUGACUUCUCGAUCAUGUAAAUGUGUCACACAUAGCAAAAGAUAGCUUAGAAUUUUAGAUACAAAUUGUAGCAAGGAUUUACCACAGAUGGUUUGUGAAAAAUCGUAGUUUGUAUAGAAACUUAGGAGGAGCUAUGCGAAAAGAAGAAAAAUCAAGGCAGGAAAAAAAGAGGUUAGAAAUUACUGAGGUAGUGUAAACUGUAAAUCAACAAACGCAUUUGUGUCUGAAGACUGCUACAGUUAAGUUUCUUGUUUUCUACAAUUUCCAACACCGCGCUUGGGCAAUGCCGGUUAACCAGGACAGUGUGCGAAUCUUUCUCCCCGUAAAGGUGCUCAUAAGUCAUAUGUUAUACCGAUUCCUAGGGAAUAUAUGAUCAGUUUCAUGAAAUCCUCUCGCUGUAAAAUAUUGAAGACCCGAAACAAAGACCCUUGGACUUAAAUGGGAAGCUCAACUCGAGGUGGGUGACCCAUGUAACGUAAAUCCGUGGUUUCUUGUCUGCGAUUACCGUUCCACGAUCUCUACCUCGUUGAACCAACUUUUGGUGUCAAUACAACUUAAACAGUGUGCUACCUAUAUACAGUUUGGAAGAAGUUCCAAGAUCGAAUCCUUCUCUAUGAUUUUCCUAUUUUUCUUAUAGAAACUAGUCGAUCAUUAUGUUUUAUUUUUUGGUAAAUUGAAACAUUUUAUUCAAAGAAACAUCCUGAUUUCCUCCAAGGUAGUAAAUAUCCUCCAAAUCUUGUUGUCAGCCUAGUUCGAAUGAAGACAAUCCACCAAUACAUUUGCACAAUAUUGUUGGAAGUUUUUCAAAAUAAAAUGGAUUCUGGAACGGAUGACCGGUCGCUCGAGAUGAAGGCCGUGGCUCAUGUUUGGAGCUUGUGACACAAGCAACCCGUUGGCGAUGUGAGACUGGCUACUGGUGUUUGAAGGCGCAAAAUAGUGCGCUUUGCAAGGUUACAACCAGUCUAUCUCUUCUUGUGUUUAGUUCA
Malus domestica (apple) is the source of this 3453-nucleotide messenger RNA. Its product is annotated as cation/H(+) antiporter 28-like. Lineage: Eukaryota; Viridiplantae; Streptophyta; Magnoliopsida; Rosales; Rosaceae. Gene Ontology annotation, cellular component: membrane; endomembrane system. The record is from RefSeq and is a predicted model, not a curated record. Gene Ontology annotation, biological process: regulation of pH; proton transmembrane transport. Gene Ontology annotation, molecular function: antiporter activity.